AUGGGUAUGCCCUUCUUGCGCAUAACGACUGAGCCUCAUUCGACUGACAACUGGAAGAUCUAUGAGUUGUAUCCAGCCUAUUGGGAUUUUCAAGCAUUUUGUUACGAGUUACUUCUUAUGCAGUUCGUUGGAAAUGAGUUCCCUCGAGAAGCGGCUAAUCUCCACCGUUUGAAUGCAAUUACUGUACGUCUCGGAUACCCGUUGAUGCUAGCGGCCAACUAUGCAGCUAUCUGGCUGUUAACUUUGAUUUGUGCCCAGAGAUUCCAGGCAAUCUGUCACCCAUCUAAUCCAUGGAAAUUGCGACUAACAUGUAUACGCAGAAGUAAAGGAGCAGUUACUGUAGUAGUGGGAGCUGCGUUAGGAUUGAACGUGAUUCGCUUUUGGGAAAUGGAAUGGCAUGCGGACCAUGGUGGAAUUGUGAGCUCAGGAUUACGGUAUGUUACAGUUGGGCCAAAAGGAGCUAUUUGCAAUCGUAACCUUUUCAUAUAA
This is a messenger RNA of Strongylus vulgaris, 489 nucleotides long. NCBI's taxonomy places the organism in Eukaryota, Metazoa, Nematoda, Chromadorea, Rhabditida, Strongylidae. The record is from the annotation of a GenBank genome assembly.